Messenger RNA from Effrenium voratum, 987 nucleotides. NCBI's taxonomy places the organism in Eukaryota, Dinophyceae, Suessiales, Symbiodiniaceae. The record is from the annotation of a GenBank genome assembly.
AUGCGUCAUGCCCUAGGGCGCCUACACCGCGCGGCUUUUACCCUGAGAUCCUCAAGAAACCCCAUCCUGACCUUUGCGGCCUGUGCCACUGCAGAAUUACUGCUUGGGCACCGGCGGCUCACCAUGCGGGCGGUCUCUGAAAGCGGCGCCCUGCCACGCUUGUACCACGACGUGAAUGUGCACCGUCCACGGGAGUAUUGGGACUACGAGAACCUCUCAGUGAACUGGGGGUGCCAAGAUGAUUACGAGGUGCUGCGCAAGGUGGGCAGAGGCAAGUACAGCGAGGUCUUUGAGGGCAUCCACAUGGCCUCCCAAGAGAAGUGCGUCAUCAAGAUUCUGAAGCCCGUCAUGAAAAAGAAGAUCAAGCGAGAGAUCAGGAUCCUGCAGAACCUCUACGGCGGGCCCAACAUCGUGAAGCUGCUGGACGUGGUAAGGGAUCCGCAGUCCAAGACCCCCAGCCUCAUUUUCGAGUACAUCAACAACACGGAUUUCAAGCAGUUGUAUCCCACCCUCACGGACCAUGACAUCCGGUAUUACAUUUUCGAGAUCCUGCGGGCGCUGGACUAUUGCCACUCCCAGGGAAUCAUGCAUCGGGAUGUGAAGCCGCACAAUGUCAUGAUCGACCAUGAGAAUCGGCAGCUGCGACUCAUCGACUGGGGUCUGGCGGAGUUCUACCAUCCCGGGCACGAGUACAAUGUGCGGGUGGCGUCAAGGUACUACAAGGGCCCCGAGCUGCUCGUGGACCUGCAGCGGUACGACUACUCCCUGGACAUCUGGAGCUUGGGCUGCAUGCUUGCCGGCAUGGUCUUUAAGAAGGAGCCCUUCUUCCAUGGCCAGGACAACUAUGACCAGUUGGUGAAGAUCGCGCGAGUGCUUGGCACCGAUGGCCUGUUUGCGUAUCUGGACAAGUACAACCAGGAGAGCUGGAUCCGCACUUCGACCAUAUCCUGGGCAGGCACUCCAGAAAGGCCUGGUCUAAAUUCGUGA